Molecule: messenger RNA, 1360 nt
Organism: Rhagoletis pomonella (apple maggot)
Lineage: Eukaryota; Metazoa; Arthropoda; Insecta; Diptera; Tephritidae
Exons: 2
Coding region: 23-748 (241 amino acids)
Source: RefSeq, a predicted model, not a curated record
UUUAAAACUAAAACAAUACAUCAUGAGGCUAAGUCAUGAUAUUCGUAUGAGAUGGGAACGUUGUGGCCGAUCUACAAAAAAAUUUAUUGAGCAAGAGUCUCAAUGGUUAUCAAAAAAUCAUGAUUUCAAAGAUUGUAUCCUUGAUGUUGAGCCAUGCACUUCUCGUGAUAUUCCUAGGCCGGGCAGGCCAACAAAAACCUUCGCUGAGUUAUCUAUACGCACAAGAAAGCGAAAAGCUAAGGAACUAAUGAACAAUGUCGAUAAUGAUCAACUGUUAAUGGCAGCGGAAUUGAAAUUACGAUCAUCAGGAAAAAGAAAUUCUGCAAAAAUAGUUGAGGAGUUGUCCUCAGCAUCACCAUCAAGAGGCACUGCAUACAAAAAGUCCCGACUAUCGGAUGAAAAUAAGAAAAGUUUGACACCAGAUCAAGCAAUUGCGAUGAUAGUUGACUCAAAUCUUUCAACACAUGAAUACUCAAUGAUCCGGCAGCACACUUCAGAAGUUAACAGGAAAAUAUAUCCUUCAUAUAACUGUCUAAAAGAAUCAAAGGUUUUAUGCUAUCCUGAAAAAAUUACCGUAACGGAAACCUAUGCUGAAAUUGAAUUGCAAUCCCUAAUUGAUCACAGCUUACGAAGAUUGUGUCUUGCACAAGAAGAGGUAUUGCUUUCUAUUCCUGAAGUUAAUGAACUAAAUGCAAUUAUUAAAUGGGGAUGUGAUGGAGCUGAGCAUAGCUGUUAUAGUUUGGAGUAAUCCUGCUCCAUCUUCCACGAGAUACUGCCGCCCGAUAAAAUUUGUUUUUACAAAAGAAACACGAGAUGUUAUUUCAAAGGAGGUGCAAUCUGUCAAAGACCAAAUUUCCAGUCUUCGUCCUACAACAAUUCAAACGGAUAACCUAAAAUUUCUAGUGAAAUCGACGAUUGUGUUGUGCAUGAUUGAUGGCAAAGUUUGCAACGCUCUAUCGGCAUAUACAUCAUCGCAAAAGUGCUACAUAUGUGGGGCUUCACCAAAAGAUAUGAACAAUAUGCGAGCCCUCUCAGAGCGAAAUAUUGACGAAAGCAUGCUUGCUUUCGGAAUUUCCCCUUUACAUUCUUGGAUACGAUGCAUGGAAUGUAUGCUACACAUCGCUUAUCGAAUGGAAAUGAAGACCUGGUGUGUGCGGGGCGAAGAAAAUAAGGAAAAGAUGAAAAAGAAGAAAGAACAUAUACAAAAAAGAUUCAGGAAAGAAGUUGGUCUUUUGAUUGAUAUGCCAAAGCAAAAAACCGGCAACACAAAUGAUGGCAACACUGCGAGAAGAUUCUUUGGAGAUCCUGAAAUAACAUCAGACAUAACCGGCAUAAACAUCAAUCUUUUGAAAAGGUUUCA